AGAAAUCAAAGGGGGGCGUUUUGGCCAGGUGGGGCGCAUUAUACCGUCUUACCCUACCAAUCAUUGUUUAUGGACCAUUGCUCCUGAUCCGUUCGAGGCUACAUCCGGUUUUCCUAAAUUGAGUUUUGUGUGCCAGGGGCCGUACACCUUUCCCAACAUCUUCGGCGAUAUACCAUACGUUCGUGCCGUUCCCCGGGUCUCUGUAACAGGCAGAUUCGACCAGUAAAGUCAAGGUGUCACACUUCCAACUUUCCGAGUGAUCCGUUUUCUGGCAGCUUUACCGUUGGAGAUUGCGCUGCUUUGCCGUCUGAGUCAUCCCUUUGUGCCAUUUUUACCGUUGGAUGCCGCUUCCGAUUACUCGCUAUUUCCCUAAUUGUGUUGUGUGUUCCAGUUGCCGUACACAUUUUCGAACAGCGUCAGUGAUAUACCGUACCAUCCCCAGAUUUCUGCAGCAGGCAGAACCGCUUAGAAGAAGAAGAAGAAGUACACCUAAUCAGUAAAGCCAAAGUGCUCUUCCAACUUCUCGAGAGAUUCGUUUUCUGGCAGAUUCGCCAUUGGAUUGAUUGAGUUUAUUGCGCUGGUUUGCCAUCCAAGUCAUCGCGUUUUACCGUUGGAUUACGCUUCCGAUUACUUGCGCUUUCGCAAAUUGAGUUUUGUGGACCAGCUGCCGUACACCGUACGCGUUGGCGAUAUACCAUACGCUGAUACCAUUCCCCAAGUACACCUGACCUGUAGAGUUGAAGUCAAACUUUCCGGAUGAUCCGUUCUCUGACCGUUUCACCGUUGGAUUCUUUGAGCUGACUGAGCUGUUUUGCCGUCCGGGUCAUCCGUUUAUGCGAUUAUAUUCGUUGGAGUAAAACCGACUAUUCGCGCUUUCCCAAAUUGAGUUGAGUGCCCCAGCUGUCGUGCACCUUCCCUAACAGUGUAGGCGAUAUACCGUACCAUCCCCGGACCAUCUCCGGAUCUCUGCAGCACGCAAAACCGGCCAGAAGAAGAAGAAGAAGUACACCUAAUCAGUAAAGCCAGUGCGCUGAGAGAUUCGUUUUCUGGCAGUUUCACCCUUGGAUUGAUUGGGUUGAUUGCGCUGUUUUGCCGUCCGGGUCAACCGUUUGUGCCAUUUUCUCCGUUGGAGCCGAUUCCGAUUAACCGCGCUUUGGCAACGUCUUUCUAACAGCGUCUGUAAUAUACCGUACGUUGGUACCAUCCCCGGGUCUCUGCAGAACCGGCCAGAAAUAUAAGUACACCUGAUCAAUAAAGCCAAAGCGCUCUUCCAACUUUCCGAGAGAUUCGGUUUGUGACAGUUUCACAAUUGGAUUGAUUGGGUUGAUUGCGCUGUUUUGCCAUCUGAGUCAUCGGUUUUUACCGUUGGAAUUUGGAUGCCUCUUCCGAUUAUUCGCACUUUCCCAAAUUGAGUUGUGUGUUCCAGUAGCCGUACACUUUCCUUAACAGCGUCGGUGAUAUACCGUAGACAGAUAUACAGUGAUAUACAGAAGAAGAAGAAGUGCACCUGACCGGUGAAGUCGAAGUCCUAGUAGAUCGCGAUCGCCCAGCUUUUCAAAUCAUUAUUUUUUUCUCAAUUUCACCGUUGGAUGCUGCUUCCGGCCUCUCGAUCUUUCCCUGAGCAUUGCGCACCAGCUGCCAACGUCAACCCUGAUGUCGUCUCUGUAGCAAGUAGAAUCGAGCAGAAGUACAUCUGUCCUGUAGAAUCGAUGUCUGCUUAGAUUCCGAGUCACUUUUUUCCGGCAUUGUCUCUUUCCUUGAGUUUCUGCUCGGCUACUGCUUGCGCGCAUCCGAUAUCGUAUUAAUACUCUAGUAUAGUAUAUGGAGAGUUUAAUGAUCUAGACCUGGAUAACCUUGUGUUUCUAGACCAGUGUUUCCGCCGUAUUUCCGUGUUUUGAUAAUAAACUUAUUAUCAAACGCUCCUGGCAAUUCUGUUUUCAGCUGCAAAUCUGUCUAUGAUCGAAAUUAAAUACGAUUGUGACCAAGCUAUAUACAGAGAAAAAUAUAUUAUUUUUUCCUACUUGAUCGUAUGUCCGCUUGUGCCAUUUUCACCGUUGGAUACCACCUCCGACUACUCGCGCUUUCGCAAAUUGAGUUUUGUGUGCUAACUACCGUACAUAUUGGCGGUAUACCAUACGUUGGUGCCAAUCCCGGGUCUCUGCAACACGUAGGACUAAUCUGAAGAUACCAUCCUUGUUCAGGCCCGUUCUUCAAGUUUUCCGAGUCAGCCAUAUCCAUCAGUUCUGGUGUGUACUGAGUUUCUUUUUUCGCCGUCAUAGUUCCACAGUAGCGGCAUUAACCGUUUCUCAAUUCCGAAUUCGCUUCCGGCUUCGACUGCAAACAGACGUACUCCUAUUUCCAGUUCUUUAAACCUUCGAUUCGACUGCCUGUAUAAUCGUGGAAUAGUAUUCAAAAUUUAUUUCCGGCUUCAUCGUUCGUUUUUGGCCAGAAUAGUGUAUCUACUGAAUAUACUACACUUCUAUUGUUUCAACGUCAUGAUUCAAGCUAGCAACCUUAAACCAACGGGUACACGGCUGUCAGCUUAUGCACGGAAUCUUCCAAGGAGUGAUCCAAAUGUGUACAAGCGAUAUAUAGAGAAAAUUAGUAUCAUUCUGUACAACGAUCCCUACCAGCUGGAUUAUAAAAAGGUAGAGCUACCACUGAAUGUUACAACUGGGCAUGUUGUAGAGUACUUGCUGAACUACCGGUCACCUUAUACAGGUAAUCCUAUGAAAAACCAUCGUAGCCUGGAAGGAUACAGGAAAUAUGAAGCCGGAUUUGUGAAUUCCGUGUAUGGAGGAAUGCUAAAUAAUAAUUAUGUAGUGAUUGCUAAAGUGGUACAUUCCAUGAAACUAAGGAACUCUUUGUUGAAACCAUGGGCCAUCAUCGAUAACUUAGGAACUGUUUUAAGUGCACACUGUGAUUGUGUAGCUGGUUUCACCGAAACUUGCUCUCAUGUGAGUGCGAUGCUAUAUUAUUUAGCCAAUCUCCAUGCACAAUCCAUCGAUCGAAGGGUAACUGUGACAGAUCUACCUGCCUACUGGAAGCAGCCACCAAAGCGAAUUCGGGAGGAUUUAUACAACAAAGUUGAGAAUAUCAGUUAUGGCAAGCAAACAAAACGGUGGUAUGAUGCACCUCCUUCCCGUCCCAGGGAGGAUAUCGAAACACUUUUAAAGGAACUCAAGUCGAAUGGAUCGAACUUAUUAGUUCUUCAUUCAAUGUGUGAUGGUGAUCAAUUUUGUUGCAGUCAAUGCGAAACCCGUAUGAUUCCUGACGAAAUAUUUACGAACAAGAACAUCCUUCUUCAGAAUAAUUUCGAAGUUGAGCAUGAAACAAAAACGCUACAAGAGUUACGGGAUGUAGCAGCUACGAAGCUAUUUCGUUUGAACAGUGAAGACAUUAGGCGAGUAGAAAGAUUAACACAAUCACAGUAUCAGUCGGAAUUGUGGCACUGGGUAAGAAUCGGUAGGAUUACAGCGUCUAUCAUGAAACAUGUAGUAUGUGCAUCUAAUGAAUUUCCACCCCCAAAACUGACUACUUUGAAAGCAAUCUGUCAUCCUUAUCUGAAAACCUUUCAAACACCCGCAUUAACAUAUGGAAGAAAGAACGAGCCAAUAGCGCGAGAUGAACUUAUCAAAUUAUGGAAGCAUAACCACGAGGAAGGCAUCAUUUCAACAUGUGGAAUUUUUCUGAGUGCUGAUCAUCCAUUCCUUGCUGCAUCUCCGGAUGCGAUAGGGUCUUGCCGGUGCUGCGGUAAAUUCACAGUAGAGAUCAAAUGCCCAUUCCGACUAAGCCACACUCACCUUGACCGGCAGUUGACCAUCGAAGAUUUAGCCACUAAGCCUAAUUCAUUUGUUAGAUUUAAAAAUGGAAUAAUUGAACUUGCUCAGGAGCAUGAGUAUUAUUAUCAAAUUCAAGCCCAAAUUUUUUUAACUAAUUCUGAUUUCGGGUUAUGCAUGAUUUGGUGUAAAACAGAAACAAAUAUUAUCAAAAUAACUAAAAAUGAGAAUGUAUGGGGCAAAUGCUUAGAAAGAAGCCGUCUUUAUUUUUAUAAUAUCGUUAUGCCUGAGCUUUUGGGCAACUAUUACACAAAUAAAAUGAAAAAUACUCAAAGAGAAAUUGUAAAACAAACAAUAAAUGUUAGAAUUUAACAAUACAUGUUAGAUUUACAGAUGUUGCAAAUAAAGAGCAAUGAA
Messenger RNA from Armigeres subalbatus, 4196 nucleotides. RefSeq lists its product as uncharacterized. Bases 2496 to 4151 code for a protein of 551 amino acids. Lineage: Eukaryota; Metazoa; Arthropoda; Insecta; Diptera; Culicidae. The transcript is spliced from 14 exons. The record is from RefSeq and is a predicted model, not a curated record.